UUCCGUCGCCGGACGCCCGCCUCCACGCCUGUCCGUGGGGAAGCCAGCGCAGUCGUCCGCUCGAUCCUACGCCGAGCCGAGAACAUGAACGAUUGGAUGCCCAUCGCCAAGGAGUAUGACCCACUCAAAGCAGGCAGUAUUGAUGGCACCGACGAAGACCCACACGAUCGUGCCGUCUGGAGGGCAAUGCUGGCACGCUAUGUCCCCAACAAAGGCGUCACAGGAGACCCCCUCCUCACCCUGUUUGUGGCAAGACUAAAUUUGCAGACCAAGGAGGACAAAUUAAAGGAAGUCUUUUCCCGCUAUGGUGACAUCCGGCGACUUCGGCUGGUGAGGGACUUGGUCACGGGCUUUUCAAAGGGCUACGCCUUCAUAGAAUACAAAGAGGAGCGGGCUGUGAUCAAAGCUUACCGAGAUGCAGAUGGCCUGGUCAUUGACCAGCAUGAGAUAUUUGUGGACUACGAGCUGGAAAGAACUCUCAAAGGGUGGAUCCCUCGGCGACUUGGAGGUGGUCUCGGGGGGAAAAAGGAAUCUGGACAACUGAGAUUUGGGGGACGGGAUCGGCCUUUUCGAAAACCUAUUAACUUGCCGGUUGUCAAGAGUGACUUUUAUAGAGAGGGGAAAAGGGAACGGAGGGAGCGAUCUCGAUCCCGAGAAAGGCACUGGGACUCGAGGACAAGGGACCGAGACCAUGACAGGGGCCGGGAGAAGAGAUGGCAAGAAAGGGAGCCGGCCAGGGCGUGGCCCGAAAAUGACUGGGAAAGAGACAGGGACUUCAGAGAUGAUAGGGCCAAGGGGAGGGAGAAGAGGGACAGGAGCAAGUAGAGGCCCAGCAGCAACCCCGCGGUGACGACGAUCCAGCGCAUGUAAAAGCAGAGGGUAAUGUCUCUAUGCAGUGUUAAGUCUGAUGGUUGAAUAAAACUUAAUGGUUAUAA
This is a messenger RNA of Carlito syrichta (Philippine tarsier), 935 nucleotides long. RefSeq names its product small nuclear ribonucleoprotein U11/U12 subunit 35 (gene SNRNP35). The transcript has 2 exons. Gene Ontology annotation, cellular component: precatalytic spliceosome; U12-type spliceosomal complex. Gene Ontology annotation, biological process: mRNA splicing, via spliceosome. Gene Ontology annotation, molecular function: snRNA binding; mRNA binding. Bases 85 to 825 code for a protein of 246 amino acids. The record is from RefSeq and is a predicted model, not a curated record. Lineage: Eukaryota; Metazoa; Chordata; Mammalia; Primates; Tarsiidae.